AUGUUGAUAAAGUGCAAGACCAAGAGCCCUAGGGUGAAGGGUAUCACCUUCCACCCUAGCCUACAUUUCCUCCUGGCAUCGAUGCACUCGGGUGAAAUCCAGCUCUGGAACUACCUGAACUCGUCACUGGUCGACGUUUUCGAGUACCAUGAGGGGCCGGUGCGCGGUAUCGACUUCCACCCGCUGCAGCCGCUGUUUGCCAGUGGUGGAGACGAUACGAAUGUCGUCGUGUGGGACUUCAAACAGAAGAAAAUGCUCUUUGCGAUGUCAGGGCACAAUGAUUACGUCAGAACAGUGCAGUUCCACCCAAACUAUCCGUGGAUUGUAUCGUCAUCAGAUGACCAAACUGUUAGGAUUUGGAACUGGCAGGGCAGGAGCUGCAUCAGCGUUCUGCAAGGGCACAUGCAUUACGUGAUGUGCGCCAGGUUCCAUCCGAGUAAGGACCUACUCGUGUCAGCCAGUUUGGAUCAGACUGCGAGGAUAUGGGACAUCACCCAGCUCCGUGAGAAGAAUUGCGCAAUACAAGGCGUAGUCGGGCAAUCGGGAUCUAACCUGCUCUCCAAUGUGCAUAUGAUUAGUUGUGGCAAUGGUCACUCGGCACAAUCGGAUUUAGGCAGGAAAACGGACAGAGUGCCCUUCACCGAUGUCACCUGUCUAUACACACUUGUUGGACACGAGAAGGGGGUCAACUGGGCUGUUUUCCACGAUGUUCUACCGUGCGCCAUAACUGCUAGUGAUGACAAAACCAUCCGCGUGUGGAGGUUCAACGGGCCGAAUAUCUGGCAAACCAAUAUUCUGAAGGGGCACACCAACAAUAUCUGCUCGCUGAUUAUGCAUCCGAACAACAUCAACUACCUGCUGUCGGUAUCCGAAGAUAAGUCCAUAAAGGUCUGGGACACGAAGAAGUGGACGCUGGCGCACACCUUCAUGUUGGAAAAGGACCGAUUCUGGAUUGUGCAAAGUGCCAAAGACUCCAACUACAUUGCUGCCGGCCAUGAUUCGGGCUUGAUCGUAUUUAAGCUCUUCAAAGAAAGGCCCAUCGUAACUGUCGUCGGCAACACGCUUUAUUACGUGUGGAACGAUUCCAUUUACUCCAGCAACAUUGAGAAGGAGCUGGAGUUGAGCAGAGAAGAGGCGAAGAAGUCCACGCCGGAGGUUGCUGAAGUCAAGGAGCAUAGGUGCGUUAGACACUGUGCGGCCCACGAUGAUCACUCACAUGGAAUGACUUUGGAUGAUUUCCUGGGAUUCAGCACCUGUAUGCAUCAAAACUCACUGGAGAACCAAGACAAGUCUCAGAUACGGGAUGACCUGGUUUUCCCAUCACCGUCUGGUGACUUUUGCAAGAAGAAUCGCACGAAAAUUUUGCUGAUAAAUGGCGUUGCUGAUUCUGAGUCCAUCGUUAAGCGCUUUAUGACCGCCUUACUGAUACAAACGCCGAUCCCGCCGGAUGUUGGGGCCACUGGCGGUCUCAUAUUCCCCUUUUCGAUGCACUACAAUCACUAUUGCGCAGACAAGAGCGUGUUCCUCGUGAACUACAAUUACAAGGGGAGGUCAUUCUACGAAAUCAUGAUCCGCGAAAAUGCAACCAACAACCUCAGCGACCAUCGGGCAACGUGCCAUAUCGGGGAAGCCGUGUCGUCGUGCUUCGUAUCCCGAUCUCUGGUUGCGGCCAUCAACCCCUCUGGCAAAAUGACGGUGCACAAUCUGGAUGGAGAGGAGGCGUCUGAGAUUGGAAUAGACAUGAAGUUGGACAAGAUCUUUUCAGUCUGCGUAAACAUCGUCCUCGUGUGGUCCAGCAGCGAAAACGCGAUCGUGUUGUAUGACGUUGCCAUGAGGAAAACGCUCUGCACAGCACAUGGUACACUAGGCAAGCUCUGCGACGUCAUCGUCUCCAAAUCAAAGAAGCUCAUAGCGGCCGUGUACCGCAAGUUCGUCGUGAUCUUCGACAGGGACCUGAAGAAGCUUGCCUCCGUCGAAAUGCAAGGAAGGGUAAAAACCGCAGCCUGGCAUGAAAACAAUGCGCUGUUCUUUGCCACCAGCGAUCGCAUUUAUUAUCUUAUGGUCAAUGGCGACUUGGGAGUGAUGCGCAGCAUAGACAAACCGGUUUACAUCAUUCGUAUCAAGGACAACGCGCUAUACGUCAUGCAGCGCAACCACAAGUGCUAUAAGAUGGAAAUCGUGUCAAACGAAUUUCUCUUCAAAAUGGCGCUGUACCAUAACAAGAUUGAAACAGCCAAGAAACUUAUAGAAACGGGGAAGGUACAUGGUUACGCCAUGGUUUCCUACCUUAUUGAAAAGGGCCACCCAUCUCUGGCCCGCAUGAUAAUUCGGGAUCCCCAGAUGAGGUUCGAUUUGGCCCUCAGUUGUGGCAACCUCGAUGACGCAUAUGAGGACGCACAGGUUCUGGAUGACGUCGAGGCCUGGAAGAGUCUUGGUGACGCGGCAUUGGAACAAGGCAAUUGCGUCAUUUCCGAGGUCGCGUUCCAAAAGGCCAAACUCUUCGAGAAACUCACUAUGCUGUACGUGAUCACAGGAAACACCAUCAAGCUUAAGAAGAUGAUGAACAUCUGCAAGUUCAGGAACGACAUCCCCUCGACUGUUCAGCACGCCCUCUACCUGGGUGACAUGGGUGAACUGGCUAAUAUUCUAAAAGAAAACAAGAAAAGCAAGCUGGCUGAAAUAUGCGAGGCGACGUACGCCAUCAACGGUAAGGCCGCCGAGGGAGGACGGCCAAAUACGUUCUAUAUGGUCCCCCCGCAACCUGUGCACAGAGCUACGGUUGAGAAUGUGAACUGGCCUGUGACUCCACUGGAGGCUGUAGUUCGGGAACCUUUGUGCUACGACGACGCCGACGCGGGUGAGGCCGAUAUUGACAUCGUGACGAUGGAGGAAGCCAAUCAAAACAAGCCAAGUCAGGUGAACGCCGAUAUUUGGGGCACCAUCGACGAAAUAGAUUCCAUGGAAUACGCCAACGACUCUGCUAACGUAACUGAGGAAGCAGAGGAGCAAUGCAAAAUCCAUGACUCGCGUUGCCGAUCACCCCUGGACUUCAUUUCCAUAGGUGAAACGGGACGUGCUUUGGAUGCGCUGGAGCGAUCGUUUGGACUGGAUGACAGGGCUUCGCUUGAGGAAAUCCUCGCGAAGGCGCACAUUUCGUCAGAAGCUUCACAUCAAUCGCAAUCACAAUAUGCCGAGAACUGGAGUCGAAUCCUCAACCACGAGCAUGUGGCCGGCAUAAUGAACAGAGGCUACGCGCACGUCACCGCUGGUGCAUUUGAGGAUGCGAUAACUGAAUUCCGACAUGCGCUGAAGCAUUGGAUAUUCCUGGUCAGCGCAGGGUCUCGCGAUUACAUUGACCAGUGCCGUAUCUACGUAACGGCGAUGCUGCUGGAGGGGGAACGCGAGCGGCUGGCCGAGACGGAUACCCGCAGGUCGCUCGAGCUCGCGGCGUACUUCUCCUGCUGUAACCUGCUGCCCCAACACCAGUAUUUGGUGAUGCGGCGCACCAUGGGCAUCAUGUGGAAGGCGCAAAAUUACAAGACGGCAGCGCGGAUUGUAACCAGGCUGCUAUCGCAGGACGUGUCCAGCAUAGAGGGCGCGGAGGAGGAGAUGCAGAAGGCGAAGAAAAUUUAUGCGCUGUGCGAGCAGAAGGGCAUUGAGACCUACUCGCUCGAUUAUGACGAAGAUGACGAGCGGGAUCUGAACAUAUGUACGAUUAGCCUUGUCAAAACACAGGGGCAACCUACGGUGCAAUGCCGAUUCUGUAACGCAGUCGCCUUGGAGAAAUAUGUCUCGCAGAUCUGCAACAUCUGUCGGCUGUGCAAACUUACCAGGUGA
Babesia bigemina is the source of this 3837-nucleotide messenger RNA. Its product is annotated as WD domain, G-beta repeat domain containing protein, putative. Bases 1 to 3837 code for a protein of 1278 amino acids. NCBI's taxonomy places the organism in Eukaryota, Apicomplexa, Aconoidasida, Piroplasmida, Babesiidae. Gene Ontology annotation, biological process: retrograde vesicle-mediated transport, Golgi to endoplasmic reticulum; endoplasmic reticulum to Golgi vesicle-mediated transport; intra-Golgi vesicle-mediated transport. Gene Ontology annotation, molecular function: protein binding; structural molecule activity. Gene Ontology annotation, cellular component: COPI vesicle coat. The transcript is spliced from 2 exons. The record is from RefSeq and is a predicted model, not a curated record.